Molecule: messenger RNA, 1114 nt
Organism: Paramecium primaurelia
Lineage: Eukaryota; Ciliophora; Oligohymenophorea; Peniculida; Parameciidae
Source: the annotation of a GenBank genome assembly
CUGCUUUUGAUUUAAUAAAUAGAAUCAAUUAAUUUUUAUGUUUAUAAAUCAGAUUGAAUAUUAAAUUAUCUGGCAAAAUUCUUUUCUUUUAAUGAUAUUUUGAUCAACCAAAAUUAUAAAUGAAUUUAGUGAUCACUUAUUUCUUUUUAUCAGUUUAUCUAAUUUAUAUUUAAAAGGAUACUGUUGUAUAUAAUAAAAGUUUGUAAAUAAAUUCAUAAUGUAUUAUUAUUCCUAUUACACUACCAAUAAUAUUUCUAUUUUUUUAGAGAAUUAGUUGUUAGUUGGAUUAUAAAAUUAAUGAGAGAAUUAUUUCUAAUACAUAUAGAUUUAUUAAUAUCAUAGCUUUAUCUAAUAAUUAAAAAAAAAUCCUUGUAUUGUUAAUCAAGUCAUAUAACAAAUAUGAACAGAGUGAUUUAUUUAAUUGUGAAUAAAUUUAAAUAUAUUUAAAUCUUUUUAUUAUGGGCAAGAAUUACAGAAAUAGAUCAAAGACUUCAGAUACACCAAGAAAGCCUUUCGAAAAGGAACGUCUUGACAAUGAGUAAUUUUAAUAUUCAUUCAAUUUUAGAUUGCAAAUUAUUGGUAAGUAUGGAUUAAAGAACAAAAGAGAGGUGUGGAGAGUUUAACUUACUUUAGCUAGAAUUAGAAAGGCUGCAAGAGAAUUGUUGACUCUUGACCCAAAGGAUCCAAGAAGAUUAUUUGAAGGAGAAGCAUUAAUCAGAAGAAUGGUUAGAUUUGGUUUGUUAUCUGAAUAAGAGAGAAAGUUGGAUUAUGUCCUUGGUUUAACAACAUAAAAAAUGAUGGAAAGAAGACUUUAAACCUUUGUAUUCAAAAGUAAUCAAGCAUCAUCAAUUCAUCAUGCCAGAACUUUAAUUAGAUAGCGACACUUUAGGUAUUUAAUACAAUUUAUUUAUUAUUAGAGUAGGAAAGAGAUUAGUCAAUUCUCCAUCCUUUUUAGUAAGAGUAGAAUCAGAAAAAUUGGUUGAUUUUGCUGUCACAUCACCAUUUGGUUAAGGUAGAGAAGGAAGAAGAAAGAGAAAGAAUGCUAAGAGAGUAAAGCCAAACAAAGAAGAAUGAAAAUAAUAUUUUAGCAUAAAGUACAAUAUUAUAAAUCUAC